AUGUUUAUGACGAUGCGAGUCACCGUGGCUUUGGUCAGCGGUGAGAGGGUCGAGCUCUGCGAAAACGCAGAGGGCACCAGCGUCGUGCAGCUGCGGAGGGCCGCACAAGCUGCAUUCCGGCGCCGUGGCGCGCUCGACAAGAUCACCGGCAUUGCAUGGCUGAUCAGCAGUCGCGGGGUGAAGCUGUCUUCUGCCAGCUCCUUGAAGGAGGCUGGCUUGCAGGAAGACGAGGUGCUCACAGGCAUCCUGCGGCGAGAUGAGCUGAUCUUUCACGAGAGUACGUGCUCCAUCUUGAGGGGGGAUGGCUCUCUGUUUACGGUUGGCGAUGGCUCUACCACCAAAGAGCCCGGCGACUGGGAGGAGUGCGUGGCAAAACCAGAGUACUUGGAGGACGUGCAGCAGAUUGGAGCGUCUCAGGCCGCUUUUGCGGCCUUGUUGGAGGACGGCUCCGUUGUGACCUGGGGAGAUGGGCGCUACGGCGCAGACAGCAAGGCUGUGGGGCGGAAGCUGAAGCUUGGCGAGCUUUGA
This is a messenger RNA of Symbiodinium necroappetens, 528 nucleotides long. Lineage: Eukaryota; Dinophyceae; Suessiales; Symbiodiniaceae. The record is from the annotation of a GenBank genome assembly.